AAAAGCUCUAAAGCACGUACCCCUUGGUGCUGAAAGAACAAGUUAGAGCUCACCAUCCUUUUCCAUUCCUUCAAUCACACUCAUCAACGAUCGAUGAGGUUAAAAACAUCCUUGAAAUCCAAGGUACUCCACCCAUGCACAAAACUUUUUCGAAUCUUCAGAUUCAAGCUCAAAAAGCCCUUCUUUAUAAGACCCCGUCAUAUUCGUCCUCACUACACAAAGGUGCAAACGGUUCCCAAGAAGAACAAAAUGACUGCAUUGUUCCAGUCAGCUUUCCGUUCACUGAGGAAGCCAAAAGGAAUGGACAGACUAGCAGCGAUCAAGAGUUUCUCCGAGAAAGGUGACCACAGAGUGCUUCCUCCCUCACCAGUUACACCAGCCUAUGUGAAGGCAAUGGCUGAAAAAACAGUAAAUUCGGAUCACGAAGAAGUGCAAGAUGCAUGCAGGAGUUUUGAGAACUAUUUGGUGGAGAUGAUUGUUGAAGAAGGGAAAGUGAGGGACUUGACAGAUGUGGAAGAGCUUCUGUAUUGCUGGAAGAACCUGAAAUGCCCUGUUUUUAUUGAUUUGGUUAGUAGAUUCUACGGAGAGCUUUGCAAGGACCUGUUUUCACCUGACACUGAUGGAAGUAGUAGCUCAUAGUGAUUCCGCAAUCCAACUCCUUUUUCUAUAUGCCAAGUCAGUUCGCUGUCCACACACAGAGGCUUAAUUCUUUUUUCUUCCAUCUUAAGUCAUAAAUUCUUUUGUAAUAUGCGAUAUAAACGCUGAAUCGAAGUUUUCAAGUAGUAAUCUAUUAACAG
Rosa rugosa (rugosa rose) is the source of this 797-nucleotide messenger RNA. Its product is annotated as transcription repressor OFP17-like. Gene Ontology annotation, biological process: negative regulation of DNA-templated transcription. The transcript has a single exon. The coding region runs from base 94 to 639 and encodes 181 amino acids. The record is from RefSeq and is a predicted model, not a curated record. Lineage: Eukaryota; Viridiplantae; Streptophyta; Magnoliopsida; Rosales; Rosaceae.